AUGGUGACCCCGACCCAGGCCCCCACAAAGGCUUCCCAGGAACCUGACCCAUUCUACUAUGACUACGACACUAUUCAGACUAUUGGCAUGACCCUGGCUACCAUAUUGUUCUUGCUUGGCAUCAUCGUCAUCAUCAGCAAGAAAGUGAAGUGCAGGAAGGCGGACUCCAGGUCUGAGAGCCCAACUUGCAAAUCCUGUAAGUCAGAGCUUCCCUCCUCAGCCCCUGGUGGUGGCGGCGUGUAA
Chrysochloris asiatica (Cape golden mole) is the source of this 243-nucleotide messenger RNA. RefSeq names its product FXYD domain containing ion transport regulator 7 (gene FXYD7). The transcript has 6 exons. The record is from RefSeq and is a predicted model, not a curated record. Gene Ontology annotation, molecular function: sodium channel regulator activity. Bases 1 to 243 code for a protein of 80 amino acids. Gene Ontology annotation, cellular component: membrane. NCBI's taxonomy places the organism in Eukaryota, Metazoa, Chordata, Mammalia, Afrosoricida, Chrysochloridae. Gene Ontology annotation, biological process: regulation of sodium ion transmembrane transporter activity.